Dromaius novaehollandiae (emu) is the source of this 4218-nucleotide messenger RNA. RefSeq names its product minichromosome maintenance 10 replication initiation factor (gene MCM10). NCBI's taxonomy places the organism in Eukaryota, Metazoa, Chordata, Aves, Casuariiformes, Dromaiidae. Gene Ontology annotation, biological process: DNA replication; DNA replication initiation. The transcript has 21 exons. The coding region runs from base 263 to 2872 and encodes 869 amino acids. The record is from RefSeq and is a predicted model, not a curated record. Gene Ontology annotation, cellular component: nuclear replication fork; nucleus. Gene Ontology annotation, molecular function: DNA replication origin binding; single-stranded DNA binding.
AUGCGCGGGGGGGCGGGGCGUGGUUGGAUUUUUGGCGGGUGCCGGGGAGCGCGGGGCCAGCGUGCUGAUGCUGAUGUUAGCUCUACUAGAUUCUCAUCAAGAGCCACUGAAGAAUGGUGGUAUAGGGACAGACCGUGGGUCCAUCCAGCCCAGUAUCUGGUCUCCAGUAGCGCUGAGAAUUAGUAGCUGUAACGUUAUGAAGAAUAGAAAAGCAGGAGAAUAUUUUUCCCUGAGGGACUCUUGAAGAAAUUCUGGUGAAAUCAUGGAUGCUGAUGAUGACUUGGAUCUGUUAGCCUCCCUCCUGGAAGAAAGCGAGGCAGCCGAGAAGGAGAAUUCUCCUGAGGAGGAAGAUGUCCCAGAGGAUGAGGGAGGAGAACCAGAUGAAUACGACGAGCUCUUCGAUGCAGAGGAUGAUGCAUCCUACACUGAGGAGGUUGAUGCUGAGGAUAGCCUGGUUGAUGAGCAGAAGGAGAAUUUGGCUACAUUGUUUGGAGAUGUGGAUGACCUGCUGGAAGAGGAGGAGGAGGAAGAAACUGUCCCCACUUCAGCUCCUAGUCAGGCCAAAGAGAAAACCAACGAAGAAUUACAAGCUGAGCUGAGAAAAUUGCAAGAACAGAUGAAGACGUUACAGGAGCAGUUGCAAAAGGCUGCUAUUGGGCAGCCAUCCAGUUCAGAGCCUGAGAAGAAAACCCCUGGUGAAUCACUCUGUCAUCCCUUAAAGGAAAGGAAAGUUCAGAAGCUGCAGGAGUCACCGUAUUUCUCGGCCCAGCUGGGCAGUCCUUUACCAGCAGCCAAGCGACGAAUCCAGAAAUCAAAAACGUCCCCAGCAGAGACCAAAACUCCUCCUCCACGGCAAGUUCUCAGUUUGGCAUUCCAGCCUCUCAAGUCUGCCCCAGGGAACACACCCAGUAAAGUGACCAGAGACAAGACUCCUCAGGUGCCUGCGUGCUCCAGCACAACAGCUCAGCCAGUAUCUGUGGAAACCUUCUCUGGACUGAGAUUAAGAAAACCCCGGGUUUCCUCAGCUGAAAUGGACAGGAAAAUGGCUAACCGGAAGCUGAUCAGACUGUCCCAAAUAAAGAGCAAACUUGCUGGAGAAAAUCUGGAGGAAACAGACUGGGUAACAUUUGGAGUCAUAGUAAAGAAGGUCACUCCUCAGAGCUCAAAUAAUGGCAGAACCUUCAGUAUUUGGCGGCUGAACGACCUACGGGAUCUCAAUCAGUGUGUCUCACUGUUCUUGUUUGGUGAUGUCCACAAAGAGCACUGGAAGACCGACCAAGGCACAGUCAUUGGGUUGCUCAAUGCUAACUUUAUGAAACCUAAAGAGGGCUCAGAUGAGGUGUGUUUGUCUGUUGACCAUCCCCAAAAGAUCCUUCUCAUGGGUGAAGCCCUGGACAUGGGGACCUGCAAAGCCAGGAAGAAGAAUGGUGAUCCCUGUGCACAGAUUGUAAACUUGAAUGACUGUGAAUAUUGUCAGUAUCAUGUACAAUCCCAGUACAAGAAGCUCAGCUCAAAGCGGGCGGAUUUGCAGUCCACCUUCUCUGGAGGCCGUGUACCCAAAAAAGUUGCUCGGAAAAAUCCCAGUUUGAAGGAGAGGCUGUGUCAGGAUGGGUUUUACUAUGGAGGCGUCUCUUCAGCAGCGUAUGCAGCCUCAGUUGCAGCAGCUGCAGUGCCGAAAAGGAAGGUUCAAACCACUCUCUCCAAUUUGGUCGUGAGAGGAGUUGAUGCAAUUGUCCAGGAAACCAGGCAGAAAAUUGGUGUGGCAAAGAGACCUGCGCCAUGUUCUGAGGAGUUCAAAGAACUGCUGGCACAGCCAACCUUUGGAGCACGAAACCUCUGCAAACACUGGACCAAAGCAGAUGCUGAAAAGAAGCAAGGGGCCAAUUUCCAGUCUGUCUCUGCUUCAGCACUGCUCAGGCAACAAAAACAGAAACUGCUGGAGGCCAGAAAAAAGCGAUCUGAAGAGAUUCAGAGGCGGUUUCUCCAGAACACAAGUAAAGCUGGCAGCCCCACUCUUCCGUCCUCCUCCAGACAGUCCUCGCUCUAUUCACCAACACCUGGGGCAGAGUUUCCCAAAGCUGCAAAAAUGUCAACUCCUCAAAGGCCCAGGCUCGGCACAGGCUUCUCAGAAGGAGAAGAUAUCCUUUUCUUUGAUGGGUCUCCACCUCCAACACCAAAGCUAGACAGCUUGGCUGAAGCCAAAAAGCUAGCUGCAGUACACCGACUACGAGCAAAAGGCCAGAUUCUUGCUAAAACCGAUCCAAACAGUGUCAAGCGGAAAAGGUCUGAUCUUGGCGAUGUCCUAGAAAUUGCUGAAAGAGUUGAGAAAAAUGUUGCUCAGCCACAGGGUACAGAAGCAGGAAAUGAUAUGGGUGAACUGGAGCCUGCCCAGAAGAAACAGCGAGAGCAGCUGGCCUAUCUGGAAUCAGAAGAGUUCCAGAAAAUCCUGAAUGCCAAGUCCAAGCACACAGGUGUCUUGAAAGAGGCUGAGGCUGAGCUGCAGGAACAAUACUUUCAGCCACUGGUGAAAAAGGAAGAAAUGGAAGAGAAGAUGAGGAACAUUAAGGAAGUGAAAUGCCGAGUUGUGACAUGUAAAACGUGUAAUUACACCUAUUUCAAGCCUCUGGAGACGUGUGUGCGGGAUAACCAUGACUACCACUGGCAUGAUGGCCUCAAGCGAUUUUUCAAAUGUCCUUGUGGCAACCGAGCUAUUUCCCUUGACAGGCUCCCAAAAAAGCCCUGCAGUAUCUGCGGCCUCUUCAAAUGGGAGCGAGACGGGAUGCUGAAGGAGAAGAAAGGUCCAAAGAUUGGUGGAGAAACGCUUUUACCAAGAGGGGAAGAACAGCCAAAAUUCCUCAACAGUCUUAAGUGACCUGCGGUUGAUUUUUUGACAACACAGGGAUGCAUUUCUGUGUCUAAGCCACACAUUUGUUUACUGCAAAGCCAAGAGGAUUCUGGUUUUAGGGGUGAAUGAGCAGAGAAAUCAAUUCCGAUGAGAAGGACAUCCACAAAGUCUCCACCAGACCACUGCAUCAAUAUUCAGUUUUGAUCUUUUUAAAAUUGAUUGAAUAAGACUGCAUGUGAAAUACAUGUUUAUGCCUGUUCUAGUAAUAUCUUAUUCACAAGAUUUAGCCUAGGAAAGAGACAGCUAGUAUGGAAUUUGUACCAAGAAAUCCCUAGGGAUCCCACGUGUAAGUUGAAUGACUGGAGUAGAAUGACCCUACCAGAAUUUUAAGUGAGAAGCCAUCAUGAAUUGGGAAGACUGGCAUAAUGUCAGCCCAUCAUGCUGUUCCAGCUCAGCUAUGCCAAUGCUGGGAGGAAUUCUCUUGAAGCUAGUGGUGUACAGCUGCGGUGGCAUUCAGCUGUGGACAGUCACAAAGGUGCGCGAGAGGGUGGUACCCACACAGCACUGUUCAUUGCCUCUGAAACUGCUCACCUGGACCCUUCAGAACAGAUUUCAGGUUGUUGCUGAGUUGCCUCUGUGGCGUAUGUGUUCAGUAACACUCAGGCGGCUUUGGCAUUGCUAAUUAGCAGUGUGCAUGCUGCGGAUUAAUCAAAGCUCUUCUAAAAGCCCUCUCCCUACCACACAGCCUGGACUGGCUUCCCCACACUAUGUGCACUACAAUAUCUUUACAGCUACAAACCUGCAGCUCCAACUUUGAAAAAGGCAUUUUAAUGAAUCUGGUACUGUGUGCAAGUGAUUUUAAAGAGCUGAAAGAUUACAUUUGACAGCUUUUGCUAACAUUUUAAACUUUUUGGAAAUCCCUCUUGGUCAUCACCCUGUCAGCCUUGGAUGCUGGCACGGCAGCCUAGGAGACAGUAGCUGUUUCAGACCAAACGACGUGGUCUCCAAGAGGUGGCUCAGAAGGGCUGUCCUCAUACAGGCAGUUCUAUGAAAGCACAUCCCUGUAGGGAUGCUGGCUGCAUUCAUCCGUGUUUUCCUGGACCUGAGCCUUCUGCUGCCCCUAGCUUGUGCCUAGUAGGAUCAUAGGGUCUUUUAGGUACCUAAAUCCACUACCUCUAUGAUUUGGUGAAACUGCGCAAAAUGUAUCCCAUGUCUCAUUGUUGUAGAUACCUCAUGUCAGUACCAUUUGAUGGAGGAGGAGUCGCUGUUUGGUGACUGUAGAUAUGUAACUGAUAUUUUGCUUGAAAAUAUUCCCUGUUGCUUCCUCAUUCAGAAUAGUUUUAAAUACAGUGCACAAUAAAACACUGCCUGGA